Messenger RNA from Schistosoma curassoni, 4185 nucleotides. NCBI's taxonomy places the organism in Eukaryota, Metazoa, Platyhelminthes, Trematoda, Strigeidida, Schistosomatidae. The record is from the annotation of a GenBank genome assembly.
UGAGAUUGGGGUUCGUUAUCAUUUUCCAAAUGUAGCGUUACAAAUGUUCAGCGACCUCCCUGUUGAAUUACUGCAAUGUAUUUUUAUGUUACUCUCUCCUUGUACUGAUUUACUCACAGUACUCAAUGUCUGCAGACGGUGGAGAGAGGUUGGUCAGAGCGUCUUCAAGCUGCGUGAAAGUCUUAGUCUAUCUGCAUUUAAAAUGCAGAGGCCAUUGCAAUGGGUAUCUCCACAGCUAGCUUCCUGUACAGAACGUUUCAAACACACAUCUCCAUCCAAGAGGUUUGGAGCAACCAUCAUAUUGAAAGAGCAGUUACUGUAUGUUUUUGGUGGUGCUACGAAGGAACUAACAGCUUUUAAUGAUUUAUGGACCUAUGAUUUAUCCACCUUCAGCUGGCAGCGUCUGAUUGGUAAAGGUGAGCUACCAACACCAAGAGCACAUGCUAAAGGUGGUUUUAUUGGAAAUCUACUUUAUCUGUACGGAGGUUGUCAAAGCUUUCAUAGAGCGGGAUCGGAACAUACGGGCCGUAUGGAUUGGUUAACUGAGUUGAAUAGUUUUGAUAUUUCGACAAUGCAUUGGUCACGUAUGCCGUUAUACGAAGUAAACCACUUAAGUCCUGUAUCACCACCUGCAAUUGCCGGUCAGUCUGGAUGCUUUCUCCCUAAAGGUGGAAUAGGCGAACCUAGUGUAUUGGUUUUAUUCGGAGGAAUGUGUCAAUCUCUUGGAUUGUGUGUUAACUACUUAUUUGUGAUAUCGCCGGAAAAUGGUUGUUGGAUUUCACUUUCUGAUAAAACGGAUAAUUGUCAAGGUGACUGGCCAUCUGGGCGCUGUGGUCAUUCAACUUGCGCUCUUGAUUCAAAUAGAAUGCUUUUGUUAUUUGGGAAUUUGGAAUCACCUUUGGCCACUGAUCAUUCUGUGCGUCGACAACAAGGAAUGUCAUUUAAUCCUACUUCGAGUAAUGAUUCUGAAUCAACUUCUAGUACACUUAACUAUCAUGGUCGACCGGCGAGAGAUGUAUGGAUACUUACACGUUGUUCACCAAGUAUUGGUCAAGAAUGGUUUGAAGUCGAUUGGUUCUGGACCAAAGUUCAAUGUUCUGAGGGUAUCCCUGGAUGCCCACCGAUAGACUUUUAUCAUGCAACCGCAGUUUCACUUCCAUAUCGUGAAGACAGUAAGUCACUGUUGUUGACAAAGGACAGUAAUUUUAUUUCUGUACCGAGUGACAACGUUGGUACAAACAACUCAAUUGUACACAAUGUCUAUACUGUUGUUGUCAUCAGUCAACCUACCACAGCAUUGCUAGAUGAGGCAGCUAAACAGCGCAGAUAUUGGCAUCGCAUGAAACUCAACUCCGAGUUAAACAGUGUAACUUUUCAAAAUAAUUCGGUAGGUCAAGAUUCUCGUACGUCAGAUGAUGAUGUCAAUGACGAGGAUGAGGAGCAGCGUAAACAUUGUCAUUCAGCUGAUAUCACUGGUAUGAGUAUUUUGGCUUUGAACUGCUUCAUAUAUAUGAAUCACCAAGUAGACUUUUUAUUUUAUUUUUAUCUUGGUAGGCAUGUUGUAAAAAUACGAAUAUCUGCCACUAUAAAAUUAAGUUUAUAGCUACUAUCUCUUACACUCCCAGCAAACUGUAUGGUCCGAGAUUGCAAUAUUGGAUUUGAUGUAAGGUGAACUGGAUCAUAUAUAAAAUGAGUAUUCAUCCUAGUGUUAUCGUUCAACUCCCUACUAGUUUAGUUUAGGAUGUUUUAUAAUUUCGUCGCUCACUGUGGCCACAGUAACCAUGAAGAGUGUUUUUUGCAACAAACGGACUUAUAAAGAACUGAUUUUAAUAUGCGCGUUUCUUUAUUGUUAAAAUAAUUGACAGAAUACUGAUCGAUAGAUGAUACGCAAUAGUACUAUAUAGCUGACUGAUAGCUGCUCACCUGAUCGAAUUAUCUACGUAAACUAAUAUCACAAGACAAAACUAUUGCCCAGAAGAAUAGUUUUUUUUCUAGUUAGAUGAUAUGUUGGUAUACAAAAUAAUGGACAUACAAAAAUAUGACUGAAUUUCGUUGAACACGUUAGUGGUUGAAGAACUCGAGUUUUGUGGAUCAUUCUGCCGCUAGUGAGAUGAAGAUUGGAUUAUGAGGGUUAAUUCUUUUCCGUCGUGUAAUGUUCACACAAAUACUUAGAGUAUCAGUUUCUGAAAUAAAUCUAAGCUUUAUACAGUUUAUUUUAGUACCUAUGAUAGAACUGAUCUAUCCGCUCACUUAGACAUCUACACUUUUCACGAAGAUUACCGAGUGAAUUUAGUACGUAUGGCUUAUUACUUGCAAAAUUUUCAUCAAAAUUGUGGUUAGCGAUACUACGUAGAGUGAUAAUCGAGACUAAGGAAUGGUUUCGUCCUGUUCAAAUAUUCUACCAUAAAUAAAAGUAUAUGCUUACGCUAAAUAGAUAGCUUUUAUUUUAUUGAAAUAAUGGAGGUUUGUCACUCGUAUGCAUACUUUUACUUAUUUGGAUAAAGUAAAAACAAAGACCACUACAAAUUAAUAUGAAUUCACUUAUUUCUACCACGAUCUUCGUUCUUACCUUAUUCAAAUUGAUAAACAGAAAAAGACUAUGUUACUUCGGGUUGUGUGGGCUGAAUGUUUUUUAGUUCUGUUCUAUAAGUUACUCUAAUUAUGCAUUCAAUAUAAUGAAUUUGUGUCGUACUCGUAACUAUUACACUUUCUAAAUAUCUUCAAUAGUAGUGUUCCUGCCAUUCAAAGUAAUGUAUAUAAUUUUCUUUAGAUAGGAAUAACUCGUAGCUAAUAUAACGAAUCACAUUGUUCGGUUGUAUUUUUUUUAUGAUUAUUAAAAAUAUAUUACUCAACUGUUUGUUUUAUCACUUUCAUUAGCAUUUGAAACAACUAGACCUAUAUUCUCAUAACAGUUUAUAAUUUAAUAUUUCUUCCAUAGAUCGUGAAUCGACUGGGAUUUUGCAACUUCCGUCAUCUAGGCGUGCAAAUAACAGACGUGCACGAAGACUUGAAGCUUUAGCUAUUCAAGAACGAAGGCUGUUUGGAACACGUAACCUGAUCCCUAAUGAAGUUAAUACAUCAUCACUUGCUCGAUCAUUUUCAUCAAAUCAAAGUUCAUCCAAUCAUAACCAGUAUCCUUCUAACCACGUAAAACUUGAAUGUGCUUAUCGUCCCUUGGCUCUGUAUACACUCAACAUUAUAUGCUCUCAUUCUGAUGCAUCAUAUAGUUCUGAAACUAAAAUUCACUUCACAGAAAAUAAAGCUAAAGGUGUUUGGUUGGCGCCUGUCAAACAAAAUUAUCUAGAUCUUUAUUCCGCACCACCUGAAUGCUUAGGUUUUUCAUGUGCUUUUGGUCAUGGCUGUUUAUUUCUUUUUGGUGGUUUGACUGACUCAGAUGAUAUUAGACCAAAUGAAAAUGUGAAUACAUUUCACCCAUUAGUUAAUGGAUCGCAAAAUCGUAAUGAUAAUGAUCUAUAUCAACGACACAAUAAUUCAUCAACCUUACAAUCGUCCAGGUCUUCAGUAUUAAAUGAAUCUCUUACACAAGGACAUCUUGUUUCUUGUGUAAAUCAUUCACCAGAUGCAAUUUAUCCCAGUCCUUUAGGUACCGCUCAGUUUUUCGUUCUUCGUGCACGUGCACUCGCUGGCACUAUAAUUUAAUUUGGCCAUUGUUUAUUUCGAUUGAUCCAGGCUAUUUGCAUGUAAACAUGUGGUAUAUAUAUAUAGGGUCCACUAACCAAUUAUAUAGUUAUUUUUUUGUGUUUAAAUUAUUCCAGCUUUAUGUAUUGUAGUAAAAUGAGUUACUUAGUUUUCUAAAUGUGUAUUGGCUCAUAAAAUGUACAUAAACUAUUCAGUGGUUGUAAAUAUAUUGCUAUUCUUUACAUAAAACUACGUUGUAUUUAACAUGCACAUGCACAAACUUCUCAUCAACUAAGAAUUAUUACAUCAAUUACACUUUGGUUCUACUGUGGUCUACUUUUCAUUCAGAUUUUAUUUUCUACCAAAAGUUGUAAAUUUUAACUAGCCAUAGUUGUUUUCUUUUUCUUGAUACCCAUUGUUUUGCUGCUCUGGAAAUCUCAAGCUUCUAUUGAUAUCAAUGAAUACUGUUAAUGUAGUAUAAUAAACCGAAGAUUCUCUUAGUGAUAUUUCAUGUACUACCGUAAAAUAUAAGUUUACAAAGUGUUC